Messenger RNA from Colletotrichum scovillei, 780 nucleotides. RefSeq lists its product as uncharacterized. The transcript is spliced from 5 exons. NCBI's taxonomy places the organism in Eukaryota, Fungi, Ascomycota, Sordariomycetes, Glomerellales, Glomerellaceae. The record is from RefSeq and is a predicted model, not a curated record. Bases 1 to 780 code for a protein of 259 amino acids.
AUGCCUACUCUUACGACACAGUCUUACUUCCUCAAGCUCAAGCAGUUCAAGCUUCAGCGGAAGCACCACCGCUACGCCCACCACAUCCAGCUCCAGCUCACCUACUGCAGACACCAGCAGAAGCUCAUCUGCCAGCUUUUCGGGAAGCUCCUUGACCAGCAGCUCGGCGACUUCAUCUUCGAGCAGCACCAUCAGCAGCACUCUCGGCGGCAUCAGCAGCAGCAGCAGCAGCAGCAGCAGCACCUCCUUGCUCUCUCUCUCCUCGACCAGUGUGCCCACAAUCUCGGCUUCUAUCCUACAAAGCAACUCCUCAGCCGUCCUAAUUUCAACUUCCAGCUCUUUGACCAGCUCUCUCACCGCUCUCCCUCCGUCGUCGUCAUCCUCUUUUGUUGUAGUCUCGCCUACGUUGACUUCCGAUACAAGGGGAGUCUACGAUCCGUCCCUCAGUCUAGCCUCCCCUCGUCCGUCUACUACUCCAUCUACUACUCCAUCUGCUACUUCUUCAUCUACUACUUCUUCAUCUACUACUUCUUCAUCUACUACUUCUUCAUCUACUACUUCUUCAUCUACUACUUCUUCAUCUACUACUUCUUCAUCUACUACUUCUUCAUCUACUCCUCCAGCUACUACUCCGUCUACCACUCCGUCUAUUACUUCAUCUGGCAUCCCUUCGACGUCGUCGAGCUCCACAGGAUUGAGAUUUCUCCAACAUGUUCCAAGGCCGCUGGAGGUGUCUUGUCAGAUUCCACAUACUGUGACCGUUUUCCCAUCGCGAAGUAA